Messenger RNA from Plasmopara halstedii, 975 nucleotides. RefSeq names its product Domain of unknown function DUF1084. The record is from RefSeq and is a predicted model, not a curated record. Bases 1 to 975 code for a protein of 324 amino acids. The transcript is spliced from 5 exons. Lineage: Eukaryota; Oomycota; Peronosporomycetes; Peronosporales; Peronosporaceae.
AUGCAUCAGGCAUGGGCGCUGCUCAGUGACGAUGGCAGUAGCUCAGAUGACUCAGAGCAAAGCGUGGAUGUGGCCUUUCUUAUUGAUUGUAUCUUGUAUGCGCUGGUGGCGUGCGCAGCAGGGGUCCAGCUCGUGCGCAAUUUGUGCCGUUACCGCCCAUGGACAGUUCAAAAGAUGAUACACCUGCUCAUGUUCUUUGCGGCUUUUGUGCGCUCAGUGUUUUUGGCAUUGAUUGCUUCGAAUUGGUGCGAUGUGUUGAGCGGAGAGGUCAGUAUUGCCAAUUGCUCGACUAGUGAGCGAGAUUGGUUUUACAUCAUGGACCAAGUGCCAAUUCUGGCCUUUUUUGCAAUAAAUGCGCUACUGGCUCAAUUUUGGGCGGGUGUGUACUACAACGCAGUGGACCAAUUGGCGACGCAGACAAAUGUAGUUAAACCUGCAAUACGAUGGUUUGUUGUGGUGGUAAUGAUAAUUCAAGGACUCUUCUGGGUAUUUUACGCUUCUGUGUGGCGAAACGAGCGUGCAUUCUUUACGAGAUCACAAGCAGUCUUGAACAUGGAAAUCUUUAUGAUUAUAGCUAUCGGAUUUAUUUAUUAUGGUCGAAAGGCUUACCUUCAACUGCGAUCUGUGCCAGUGGAGCUUAAAAUUCGAUCGAAAAAGCUUAAUGAACUGGCAACUAUGACCUCAAUCGGCACGUUUUGUUUCAUGACUCGCUGCGGGUUGCAGAUCUUUUUGUCGACGGAGAAAAGACAGUUACAUGAUCAUAGCACGUGGCUUGUAGUCGUAGUUUACUACGCUCUAUUAGAAAUCGUGCCGGCGCUAUCAGUGCUCUAUUUCAAUCGUCGACUUCCUAUCCGCCGGAGACCCUCAAAGGCAAGUCCCAUUCGAGGUGGCACGCUUUUUCUUAGCCAGGGUAUUGGCAUCGAUAGUGCAACGGACCGAGAAGAUUCGAUGAGAAAGAGUUUGCUUCGCGGGUGA